CAGCGGUUGCUUGUUUAUUCAGGGCGGACCCUGACCCUCUGUUUUCAGCAGGGACCAAGGAUCCUGUUUUUAACAUUUGCCGCCCAGCAUCAAUAAUCAGAAUGGAAACAUGAAGCAGUAUUAAGUGUAAUUAAGUAGCAGCGCUAGUAUUAUACUGCACGUCCGCGGCUUCUGUGCAAGGAUGAGGGAUCUUCAAGCCAUGGACAGCUUGCUCUUGAAAGAGUUGAAGUCAUGUUGUGCGAAGGAGUACAACUUUCUUCCCAGAGAGGCUGGCCUGAAGCUGAUGGAGACGGCCUCCAAAGAGAAUCACAGCGGUGUGUCUGCGAAAUGCAGAGACACCAGAGUGGAAGAACUGUGGGGCCUGACCAGUUUCUUUGGCUACAGCACCCGAACAUUUGUUCAAGCUGUCAAUUUGCUUGACAGAUUCCUCGCCAUCAUGAAGGUGCAGCCCAAACACUUGCCCUGUAUUGGAGUCUGCUGUCUUCACAUUGCAGCCAAAAUCGUCGAGGAAGAGAGCAAUGUCUCACCCACUCACGAACUCAUUCGAAUCAGCCAAAGCAAGUUCACUGUGUCAGACCUCUGUCGCAUGGAGAAGAUCAUCUCAGAGAAGCUCAGUGUGGAUCCUGAAGCAGUCACAGCCUUAACCUUUCUACACCUCUACUACUCAGCCUUCACAUCCCUGUCUGCUGGAAGGGAGGAGAUCCCAAGCAUUGGGAGACUGGAAGCCCAGCUUAAAGCCUGCUUAUGUCGGCUUGUUUUCUCUAAAGCAAAACCAUCAGUGCUGGCGCUGUCCCUCAUUGCUCUGGAGUUCGAAGCCCUCCAGUCCAUGACCUUGUUGAAGAUUAUCCAGCAAUUCCAAAGACAUCUAAAGAUAAGCGAAAGUGAGCUUCUCCACUGGAAGGAACUCGUGGCCAAGUGCAUGACUGAAUAUCGCUCAAGUGAAUGUAGCAAACCAGACAACAAAAAGCUUGUUUGGAUCGUGUCCAGGAGGACAGCACAGAAUCUUCAGGCCAAUCACUUCAGUGUACCUGGGCUGCCAACUAUUCCUGAGGGGAGCUGGGACGAGAGUGAGAGCGAGGACUCCUGUGAGGACAUGAGCUGUGGAGAGGACAGCCCGUGUGGCUCGCCAGGAAGUGAUGGCGAAGGAGCCUUCUUCCCCGCCGCCUUUCUCAAGUGCAAAAAGUGAUGAGUCGUCCUUGUGCAGUAGCGACAGAUGUGUGUUUGUCCCCUGAAUUGUAACUGAUUUAAGGUGGUCACAAUGUUUUAGAUUAAACCUGUAUUUCACUUGUCAUACCGUGUGCACUGUAGGUGUGCCAAGUGACAGGUUUCCGUCAUUAAGUGCCUGUGUUAAUUCUGUUUACUGUCUGUUUCUUUAACAAAAAAAACAUAUCUUAAUAAUGCAAAAUUGCAAUAUUUUGGCAGCUUAAUGGUUAUUCAUCUGAAUGUCUUUUUCCAAGAUGUUCUCUUUGUGUUGUUUGUGUCCGAACUCGGCACAUUCCAAGAAAACUAGCGAAGCACAAGGGAGAAUUUACAGAUGUCAUGAGGUACACUCACUGUUGAAUACCAGCGGUCAUACUAGCACAUCCUCAGUCUUUUUUUUAGGUUUUUAUACUCUCUGCCAUCAAUAUAUACAGUAUUCUGCAAAUGUACGUUAUACACAAUUCUAAUGUGACAUAUAUGACAUUGUAGUGUGAAUAUACCUGACUGUAUACGCAUGGAUACAUUGAAAUAUGUGAUUAUGAAUGGACGUUGUUCAUGUUGACCAAGAUAAGCUUACUGUAAAAAAAAGUUUGAAAAAAAUGUACAUAAACUGUAAAAAAAGAAGAAAAAAUCAUAUGUUUUGUGAAUGCUAUAUAAUGUGUGUUGUAUAUGGAUAUGAUGUGAAAUAUGUUGGAAGGGCCACAAACAACCCUUCCAAAUAAAAAAAGU
Molecule: messenger RNA, 1929 nt
Organism: Chelmon rostratus (copperband butterflyfish)
Lineage: Eukaryota; Metazoa; Chordata; Actinopteri; Chaetodontiformes; Chaetodontidae
Product: cyclin-G2-like
Exons: 8
Coding region: 182-1186 (334 amino acids)
Biological process (GO): regulation of cyclin-dependent protein serine/threonine kinase activity; mitotic cell cycle phase transition
Cellular component (GO): nucleus; cyclin-dependent protein kinase holoenzyme complex; cytoplasm
Molecular function (GO): cyclin-dependent protein serine/threonine kinase regulator activity
Source: RefSeq, a predicted model, not a curated record